Molecule: messenger RNA, 800 nt
Organism: Phaeodactylum tricornutum CCAP 1055/1
Lineage: Eukaryota; Bacillariophyta; Bacillariophyceae; Surirellales; Neidiaceae
Exons: 1
Coding region: 6-800 (264 amino acids)
Source: RefSeq, a predicted model, not a curated record
CUGACAUGCCACCCGGUUUAGGUUGGUUUUUGUCGAUCAUUUUGCUCAUUUGCGGAGCACUUUAUCUUCCGAAACUGCACUCAAAAGCCAUGGGCAGUUGUAUGACCGUUCAAAGAGAUGGCGUUCCUCGUAGCUUACUCUUCCCGGAGGACGAUAGCAAAUACGAUGCUCUAGUUCAGUGGUCCACCCUUCCGGACACGAAUUUGGACUUGGGAUACAUUUGUCCUCACAAAGGCGGGGAUACAGAAACGCGCGAGAUACAAGAAACUACUAUUGAUCAAAAAUUACAGACUCCUGUCGCUACUGAAGGGAGUACUGCGGAUACGAUGAGUUCGCCGAUCAAAUCAUCCAUUUCUAUCACGUGCGCAAAACCGACCGAUUUCGGGAUACGUUCAACCGAACGUUCCUGCUUGUAUUCUGUCGUUGUUGGCCUCUUAUUUAUACUGGCAGUGGGCUACUUCUUCCCGCAAUCAACGAGCGCCAUUGGCAACAAAAGAGCGAGCUUAUUUACGUCCAAGCCUCCUCUAGCUCCAACUCCCAUAGCUGAGCACCAUAACAAGGUCAAGCAGCAAAAGGGUUUAAACCGUAUGAUCCUGUCAAUCAAUAAGGGUUUGCAGAAAGGGAGACAUAUCUUGCAACGGUUUAGGCUGGAUUUGCCUGUGGAUGAAAUCGACGUCAAGCCCUUGGUCAACCAAAAUGCAAAUCCCAUCUGCCGCGUUCCCUUUGGCUAUUUACUAGAGAGAGAAUGCCGGACCACUUCUAUCGCAAACACUGAAGCCUUUGUUCACAGCUUAGCGUGA